AUGAAGAGCAUCUUGAAGGACAGGACCCUCAGUAAGUCCCCCCGCGUGCGGCUGGACGUGUCCACCCAGAGCCACUCGAUCGGAGCCGUGCGCUGGACGUUGCCCGAGGAGCAGGUUCAGGUCCACAGUUCGGCCCCCAGCAACCCUGUGCGCUGGAGCACCGGCGCUGCCUCCUCGCGUCUGCAGCGCUCGCGGCAGCAGGGCCUGAGGGAGCUGCGCAGCCUGCAGGAGUGUGUUGACUUCAUCAAGCAGUGGAAGGAGCAGGUGGAGCAGCUCUGCCAGGAGAGUAAUGGCACCGGCGACGGAGCGGCUUGGCCCGGCACCAGCGGGCAGCACAGCGCAGACCCUCACGCCGAGCGCAGUCUCGAGGAGAGUCGUAAACUCAUCCUUCACUGGGCUAAGGAGCUCAGCAACGUGGACAUGCUCUCCAGACAGAGUCCCUGCGCGCAGGACGGAGACCCAGGGGGCAAAGUUGUCGAGGACGGCGAGCUGUUGCAGCAGAGGGUCACCGAGUGGGCCAAGGAGAUCCUGGCUGUGUCUGAGGACUGCGGGGUGCCGGGAGAAGAGCUGGCCCAGCGGCUCCGGCAGCUCGGCCUGAGGAAGAGGAACCUCGUGGGCCUGUUUCCCUUGCUGGAGUUCAUCACCUGGUCCUUGCUGAAGGAGGACAGUAAGGAGCUCAUUCCCCAGCUGUGGCUCACAGCCAAGCAGCGCACGUGGAAAUCAGGAACUCCAAGAUACAUCCCUAAUUCAGUGUGGAGCUGGAUCUGCAGCGCUGCAGCGGAUGUGUCCCUGGACCCCAAGACCAACCAUCCCUGGCUGCUGCUGUCAGAUGACCGGAAGCGGGUGCAGGAGGCGCUGAACGAGACCCAGGUGCCCUUCAGCACACAGCGCUUCGACGCCUGGCCCUGCGUCCUGGGCUGGGAGGGCUUCUCCAGCGGCCGCCACUACUGGGAGGUGAGCCUGGCCAACAACGGCUACUGGCGGCUCGGCGUCACCACAGCCUCCUCCAAGAAGCAAGGGCGCUUCGCCAUGACUCCGGGCAGCGGCUACUGGGUGCUGUGGCGCAGCACGCGCCAGUUCUACGCCUGCACACAGCCGGAGACGGCGCUGCCCGUGGGCCUGGUGCCUCACAAGGUGGGUGUCUACGUGGACUACGAGGAGGGCCAGAUCUCCUUCUACAACGUGGACAAAAAGUCGCACAUCUUCACCUUCUCCGACACGUUCCGCGAGAAGCUCUACCCGCUGUUCGCCCCCUUGGAUGGGCGAACCCUCAUCACCAUCUCCUCACCGAGCUCAGGAACCACCAUGUGA
Messenger RNA from Scleropages formosus (Asian bonytongue), 1311 nucleotides. RefSeq names its product E3 ubiquitin-protein ligase TRIM39. Gene Ontology annotation, molecular function: protein binding. Bases 1 to 1311 code for a protein of 436 amino acids. The transcript has 11 exons. NCBI's taxonomy places the organism in Eukaryota, Metazoa, Chordata, Actinopteri, Osteoglossiformes, Osteoglossidae. The record is from RefSeq and is a predicted model, not a curated record.